GAUGCGCGGCAAACGGCGCCGAGUGAGUAGUAUUGUAUUGUGAUCGUCCGGCCGUACAGGCAUACAGUGCUCUCUGCGAGACGCGUUACGAAUGACGUGCGGCAGAGACGCGACGACCGUGGAACCUUGACGAGCGCGAGCGAGUCAUCGUCGAAGCGCGAAGUGUUUUGUCUUGUCGCCGACGCAUCAACUGUGUGUCCCGGUCGACGGCGUGUGUUUGAAGGGAGAGAAGAGCGAACGCGAGCGAGGGAGAGAAAGAGAGAGAGAGGCGAGAAGAGAGCAGCGCAAUCGGGUGCGACCUUGCCCUCGGACCAGCUGCUGGACAGCAUUGAGUAUCACGAAGGUGCAAGUUUAAGAAAUAAUAAUCGAAAAUGAGUUGCAUAUCGCAGUGCGCAAAGUAUUUUCUUUGCUUCUUCAACUUCAUUUUCUUUAUCGCCGGAGGAGCGGCACUGACUGUCGGUAUUUGGCUUUUCGCCGACAGGAGCUCGUUUACCAAUCUCAUCGGGAAACUCGAUCAAUCUGACUUUCUGAACAAAACGGACGCCGAUGUCAUCAAGAUGAUCGCCUACAUUCUUAUCAUUGCUGGUGCUCUCACAUUCAUUAUCAGUUUCCUCGGGUAUUGCGGCGCUAUGUUCGAGUCCAGGUGUCUUCUCUGUGUCUACGGCAUUCUAAUCUUGUUGGUCUUAAUCUUGGAGUGUGUGGUAGUCGGCCUCGCUUUUGGACUUAAAGGAGACGUUGAGAAAGGUACGCAGGAUUUCUUGAAGACGACUAUCGCCAAGUAUUAUACCACGGGCGAUAAAACUGAUACGGUGAUUGUCGCGUGGGACGGUAUUAUGAGUAAGCUUCAUUGUUGUGGCGUGGAAAAUUUCCGGGACUUCAGUGAGAAUAGAAACUGGACUGUUGCAACUGGAAAAAUGGUCCCCGAUGCCUGUUGUAUAAAAGAAAAUAAUGGUGCUUUGAAGGAUUCUACGUGUCCAAUUAAUCCCACCGUGUCUAACUCGUAUUAUCAAACGGGUUGCUACAAGGCCAUGAUGACCGCCAUCGAGGAGAACGCGGCGAUAGUGAUCGGUGUGGCCGCUACCCUGGUCUUCGUCGAGGUCCUGGUCAUUAUCCUGGCGUUGUAUCUAGCCUGCUGCUACUGGCGUCCACAACAUGUUUAUCGAUGCGUAGAACCUUCUGGCAAGGAGUAACCUCGAGAGCAGAAUGUGCUAAGCUUUCUGCCAGCAGUUCUUUUGAACGCAGUUCUUUUUCCUCUAAGGACACUUCGCGAUUACCUCGACUGUGUUUGUACGUGUAUGCUUAAUAUAUACGUAUGUACAUAUACAAUGUACCUACAUAUGUAUACAUGCAUACGUAUAUAUGUAUGUAUAAUAUAUGCAUAUACGUACGUACAUGCUUUCGUGUACUUUCUAACGCAAUGGCGACGCAAGUUAAAUCCGAUGGCAUCGUACCGCAUCAUGCGCUUCAGUCUCAGAACUAUGACGUAACAGGGAUUGAAGGGUUGCGUAUCAAAAGCUAUGAUUUAACGUUACACGAUUGAUGAAGCGGUCGUUCAUCACGAUGGCCCAUCGCUUUCGGAUUACUCGAGCCCUUCGAUCGCUCGCACGUUAAUUCAUCAUACGAAUUUCAACGAAAAUCGCGUUGAGCGGAAGACGUAUAGAGGAUUUUUCAUAAUCUUUGUCAACGCGAGAGCUUUAGAGUUGCAUGUGCCAAAUUACCACAUCCGCCAAUCGCGGAAUCAGUUGCGUGUCGGUUGUCAAGCGCUGUAUUUCGGCGCUAAAGUGCCAAUGUAUUAAGUAUUUGCUUUCACUGAGAUUAUUAAUACGGAAUGCACGUCAGUAUAGUGGACAUCGCGAGCAAAUCGUUCAAUAUUUCGACGCAUGUAGAAAAUCUUUUCUUCUCUAACUGUUCUGGUAACUAAUAACCAUUUCUACUACUGCAGAUUAACUUUAAUCUCGGUUUAACCUACUUUCUCUUUUUAGUUCUGUACGUACAUAAAAAUAUUCCUGUUUUGAGAUUUUUUUCGAAAUGUUAAUUAUUGAAAUAGUUGACAUUAUAUAAAGCGUCAAACAAUAGUUAUUUGCUUAUAUAAAGAAAUUACAUAGUUCUGUCAAGAAAAAAAAAUUCUUAUUCAAUGAUAAUUUUGAGUUGAUUAUAUGAAAUAUAUUAAUUUUAAUUUGAAAUAUUAAUAUUUUUUAAUAUAUAAGAAUUUAAAAAAUGAUAAGAAGUUUAAUUGAAAUUAAAGUUUAUUUACAUUGAUAUAGAAAUGGAAAAAAAACUUUUUCAACGUGUAUGUUACGUGGACGAAAAUAUUUAGAGAUUCUUUUUAUAAUUCGCGCUCAUUGUUAACAUAACUCGUUUCUAUCCGCUCAACGCUCGCUUGAACGAUCUGUGCCAACACUUGUAUUUCGUUAUUGUCUUGCAACGUGGUACUAAAAAAAUGCUUUCAAAUUUAGACAAAAUGACCAAUAAUGUUACAUAUCGUAUCGAAAUAUUCCUCCUAACAAUUUUGACGUCCAAGUUUUCGCUCGAAGAACGUGAAAUGAGAGAUAGCUAAAUUCGCGAUAAUAAUGUUUUAAUUGUUCGUAUCUCGGUUACGAUCGCCCAUCGGGCAGCUUGCUUUCCCAGGAUUCUUGAACAUUCGUUCAAUCAUAUUUAUUUGAUCAGAUCAUAGUUAUUUUCAAUAACUUGUAUUUUGUUAAUACGAAUAAAAACUGUCGCACGAUUUCCAAAUCACUUCAUAAACGACUGAGGUUGAUCGGUAGUGAAAGUGUUGUUGAGUGCAGCACAAUUUCACAUUCAAAUCCUCGACGGCGAGGUGAAUGCCUCGUCGCGGAUGCAAAAAGUUUACGAGUGUUACAUACGCACGUAUCCAUCUGAAUUGAUCACAAUCCAUUCUAUUAAAGUAGAACCUUUUCUCAAUUGGAAGGCAUUGACAAAUGGACGUUCUUUUAGCUUGUGUAGACGUGUCGUCGAGACAGGCCUGGUGAGGUGCUGAAGUAAGGAUGAUGAUUUUGAUGGGGUUUGCUUUCAAGUAAGACGGAGGUGAAGCUGUCAAUUGACAGCCGAUCCCUUCCUUGUUGCCGCUUCGCGCUGCAGCAUCUAGAUCUAUCAUCUAUUCUACUCUACAAGCGUUCUUUGAAUUCUAUUGAGGCAUGGUAGCUUUGCUCUCCACCCUUGCAUGGCCAUGCUAUUGUAUAUUAUUUGACAGAGGCAGAGAGCCAGAUGUACGGAAGUAGAAAGAGAGAGAAAGAGAGAGAGAGAGGCCCGGUUGCAUCGUCACGUUGACACCUGUAACCCGUUAACUCGUAACAGGUGUAGAAUGAUUAGCGUUGGUUUAUUUUGAGUAGAAGAUUCUAUAUGUGGAAUGGAAUAUUGUGAAACAAAGACGGUAUAUCUUGUGAUAAUGAAAAUUAUAAGUAUGCAUUGAUAUGAUCAUUAAUUGGAAAGUAAUUAUUUUUAUUGUUUCAGUAUUUAUAAAGCGUCCCUCGAUGAAGUGUCACUUCUUCUAAAUUGUGGCCACUUUUUAGUCGAUUUUUCCUUAACGAAGAAUUAAAUAUUUAUCACAAUUUUUUUAUCUUUGAAACAAUACAUUUUUAACAUAUUCUUAUAUGUCUAAAACUUUACUAAAAUAUAAUCUCCACUUGAAAUUAACUCAAAAAAAUAAUUUUGUUAUCCAUUUUUCAAAGCGCUUUUCUUAAUCUUGACAUCUUUGUAAAGGAAAAAUUAGCUUAGAAUUAGCAAGAAAAAUAUAAUUCAAAGAAAGUGCAUUUAGCGAGAGACACUUUGUAUUAACGAUGUAUUAACCAAUUAUUAAAUGCAUAGAGUGAUUAAAAGGAAUAAAGUAUGCAAAUGGGGAAAAAAUGUAAAGUAUAUAGCAUAAUACAUUAGACGUUUAAAUAUGUGCAAUUGUUGUUUCAUGUUUAUAAUUAAUCUAAACGACGUUAAUUAUUAUAAUUAGACAUUUUUCAAAUUCUGCAUAUAAAGAAUUUACGAAUUAGUUACGAAGCAAUAGCCGUGAGAUUACUAAUAGACGAGGCCAAAACUUAGAAAACACAUGAGUCACUAAUUAAAUUGUUUCCGAAAAUAAUGCAUUUACGUAAUUCAACUAAUUACAAAUUUAACAUUAAAUAUAUGGGCGCGCAAAAUUCGUUCUUCUCUAUUGUAGUAUGCGCUGCAAUUUUUCUGAGAACGGAACGAUAAAUUAUCAAAUGUGUUUAUUUGAAAUCAAACGAGUAUGCAAUUGGGCCUGUAAGUUUCAUUUGAGCUUCAGCGUGAUUUCAUUUUGUUUCACGGUGUUUACUUACGGUAUCCGAACAGCUAUCGGCACGAUAGUUAUUAAACAUAUGUGGUAAAAUUCUAUUCGGAAUUGUGAUACGCAAGUGACACAAACAUUUAACUGUUUCCUUUUUCCCUUCUCAUUAGUUAUAGUAGUUUAGUCAGCAAUCUAUUAUCUCAAUGUUGCAAACGCUAUACGGUACCUAACAGAUACAUCGCAGAGAUCGCAAGAUAAGGUAUCUUAUCUCAUUCACGUUUACAUAUGUAAAGAACACAAAAAUUAUUGUAAAAUGGGACGACGUACAACUUCGAGGAAAAGUCCAUACACGUUCAUAAGAAAUCGAUAAUAUGUAUGUUAGUGUACUUUCAAUGUUUUACACACACACACACACACACACACACACACACACACACACACACACAGCUGUAUACGCAAAGUUCUGUACGUAUGCGCACCGAACACACGCUGAGGGCCAAAGCCGAAAACCAGGUAACAACCAAAAAAAAGUCAAGACUGAAAAAAUUGAGAAAUUAAAUUGUACGCACACUGCAACGAUUUGAUGCGGAUCUUACGAAUCGAAGAUAUCAUUAUUUCCUUAGCGAGAUGCGUGUAUAUAUAUUUAGAUAGAGUAUAUUUUUGUAGAGUUUCUGCGAUACCUCGGCGCGACGUCGUACAAGUGAAACGCGAAAGAAACUAUACCGAUUCUUUAUUCAUUUCGAGAAGAUCGCGAGUAAACGAGGAUGAUGGUGUAUUUUCGCGGAAUUCGAUCACGCGUGUGCGUGACACAUGUGCCGAUUGUAUCGACUAGAAAUGCAAAAAAAAGAUGCACAAAUGAUCUUACGCGUUUUCUUCCGUACCUGAACUUUUCUAGAUUUAACGACGAUGCCCCAUACGGCACAUGGGCUUUCCGGUUACAUCGAGGCAAACUGCAGUGCAAAGUAGAUGUUCCAACUCAUUGCUGCAUUUCUACGCAAAAGUUGCGGCAGCAUUGGCACAUUUCUAUGUCAGUGUUGCAGCAACAUAUCAAUUCCAUACAGCACGGAACAUUUUACAACAAUGUCGCAGCAACUUGACAAUGUUUCUGCAAUGUUGUUGAAAUGUUUUAUUUUUUGUGCCGUAUGAACGUAUCAACGGUAUUGCAAUCUUUUCGCAAUGUUUCCGCAAAUCUUCCGUGCUGCAUGGAUACUAUGCGAGUAUCUUGUUUGGAGGAUCUACGCCGUUAAUUGUAAUUGCGGACCGCGUGCUGCACUGUGUGUGUGCGACUAUCGACUCGACGAGAUGAUUUCGUUCGUUGUUCUCUCUCCGUGCCGGCGUGCGCGUACGUACAUACGAGUUAAUCGACGAAUUAAUCUUAAUGCGGACGGUAGUUUUACGAUGCUAUUUUACAUCGCUAUUAAUUGUUCAUGCCGCACAUUCUAGACAUUUUCGUUUCCAGUGUUAACUUGUUGGUGCUGCUGUUGACGAGGCAUUAAGAGCAUGGAACUGUUGAGUAGUGCCUCCUAGCACGUUGAGCCCUUAGUGCUCCUGUGCCUUGCUUGCUUGAAACUCUAGCUGCUAGCCAAGCCUAGGCUAGCUGAGAAGUCGGCCGACAGAAAACCAAUUCUUUGACGCUUGAGUUGACGAAACGUUUCGGGUGAAAAAAAAUGAAAAAAAUAAAGAGAAAAGACCGAUUGGCAGUGACGUAAGAGGAGAUAUGGCUAGGCAUUACGCGGUUUUUUCUCGAAGGAGAGCUCAGGUGCGGACCCAUCAAUCUUAUAUAUUUUACGUUGUGUAUAUAUAUGUAAGAUUGAUAAAUAUAUAUAUCUCGCGUAGCGUAUUGCAAGCGAUAUACGCAUGUAAAUAUAUAUAUUAUGAUACGAAAUAUCUCAAAAACGUCACUGUAAAUUGCUAACGUUUCGUAGUUUUGCUAAGUGUUUGUAUAUUACGGGAGGUACAAGCGUUUAAAAUGAUUGAGAAAUGGCCCGAGACACAUUGUGGCCGUGGGCGAAGGUGCACCAAUUUCCUUUCCUUUCUUUUCCUUCCGCUGAAAACUGGUGAAAACUUUUUUCAUAUUAUUUUUUUAGAAUUUCUAUAUAAGUAGCUGUGUGGCUAGAAAAAUAUUUUUUAUUUUUGUUUAUUAUUAGAAUAAGAUCUUGAUGACUUAGGUCGGUAUUCAUAAUCAAAUCUAAUAGUUAAGACCAUCUUAAGUAUUGUCUGAUGUCAUCAACCAAUCAACUGUAUUAGCAUUUUAAGAUACUACUUGAGACGGUCUUGAAAUCAAUUAUAAAUGCUUUUCUUAAUUAUUGUAUCUUUUUAGUUAAAAUAAUAUUAUCGAUUAUACAAUUUAUUUGUUAAUAAAUUGUUAAUUAAUAUUUAUUUUUUAGAAAUAAGGUUUUUUAAAUAUUGCUUGCUGUACAAAUACUUUGUACACUUACCGAAUGUAAAUUCUAAAAAAUUCUCAAAUUUCUUAUUGUAAGAUCUUCGAAGAAAACUUGUAAAAUCUAAGAAAUUAAAAUUUUUCUCAGAAAUGUUCAUAAAUUUUAUUUCCCUUAAAAUAUAAAUAAUUCUUAAAAACAUGAUAUGAGAAUUUUUGUCAUCAGGAUUUCCUUUUUAUCUUCCGGCUCUUGAUUAUCCAUAAGUUAAUGCGUCGUCCACAAAUAAAUGUCGAUAACGCAGUAGAUGUACAUACGCGAUACGAUGAUGUUACAAUAUUUUUGAAGACGUUUUAGAUGCUUGUACUCGCAACAUGGAAUACUCACGCGAUGUUUCGUUCAUCUCUCAAAGCGGACAGUGGGACAUUGAACGAGAUUAACUCGUGACGCGAAUCUGACGUACUUCUUGGCAUAUCUUUUUCCGCUGUUUUAUUGCGUUCGGCAAUAUUUUUUGGUGGAAGCGCUUCUUAUGCACUUACUAAAUAUAGUCUUGCACAAAGAUCAUUGUUUCAGUAGUACUCGGAGGAAUAUAAUCGGAGAUAAUGCUAAUGAGCUGAUUGCUCGAGCCAUUAAAAAAUACAUUUACUCGCAAGAUUAUGUUUCAUUUGAAGGAUUUAUUGGCGAGAAAGAUGAGGAAUGCUUUUAUUUUCACGUAACAUUCUAUGUAACUGAUACAAAUUUUAUGCUUACGUGAUACAUUUUGACUUCAAGCUGAUAUAUGUUUCUAGCUUUAUAAUUUUUCUUUUAUACAUACAUACACACACACACACACACACAAAUACAUAUAUGUAUAUGUGUACCUGAGUAAUUACAAAAAAUUGGCGCAUAUAAUAUGUAUAUAUAUGUAUGUAUAUAUAUAUAUAAUAUGUAUAUGUGUAUAUGUAUAUAUAUAUAUAUGUGUGUAUAUAUAUAUUAAAUCAUAUAAUUGUCUAAAGAAUAGGAAUAACACGUCAUUGUUGAAUGACGGUAUAGAGAUUGGCAGAAGCAAUUUUACAUACUUUAUGGACAAGUCACGAUGUCAAAGUGCUUACAUUGAAUUACGUUAUUUUUCGGAUUGCCGUGUAUGAAAAUGUGCUGCACAUCACUGUUCUCGCGAUAGAGAAAGUAACAAAUCAAACCUCCUUUUACCUCUGAUACACAAGUAUUGAAGUUAUGUCAAAAGAGUAUUUUAUUAUAUACAUUUAUGAAUUAUUGUAACGCAUAAUUAACGACAGAUUAUGCGUCGCAUAAGAGCGAUGCACGAGAUAUCGUACAGACUAAUUGGAGGAUUGAAAUUCUCAUUAACUCGUUAGCUGAUAGUUUAAAGACUAUAAUAUAUAGUGAAAUGCUUGUUUUUAUAUAAUGUGCAGUUUAAUUUUAGAGAGAUAAAGAUCACGUUUUUUGCAUGCAACAUUAUGCACUAUGGAUAUUUAUAUUUAUUUUUAAACGUUCGCAUAGUGUGUCCGUCAAAUAUCUUAAAAAAUAAUGUAAAGGUCUUUUCUAUUGCAAUUUAACCCCUACGUGAAUGCCGAUAUACCGUAAAUACCAGAGGGGAGAAACUUUUCUGCAAAUUAUUUUUUGUUUUAUCACGGAAAAAAUAAAUUGAAGAAAAUAGUUUUGAAAUAAUAAUUUCAUUUUUUCACAAUAAAGUAUACAUCAUCUUGCAUUUAUGUAUUUGACAAAAUCAAGGUCGUCAAACUCGUAGUCAAUCGAAUAAAUGGGGAUAAAUAUUGCAAUAUGAAUGACCUGAUCUUUAUAACACUGUUUAAUAUGUAGUCCCAUAAUAUUGAAUGUAUAAAUUUCAGAAAAGUUA
Monomorium pharaonis (pharaoh ant) is the source of this 8482-nucleotide messenger RNA. It is a transcript of the gene Tsp66E, whose product is annotated as tetraspanin-1. Gene Ontology annotation, cellular component: membrane. The coding region runs from base 372 to 1190 and encodes 272 amino acids. The transcript has 9 exons. NCBI's taxonomy places the organism in Eukaryota, Metazoa, Arthropoda, Insecta, Hymenoptera, Formicidae. The record is from RefSeq and is a predicted model, not a curated record.